AAGAAGCUGAUUGGAUAAGCAGGAAACCAACCGUGAUUUGAAAUGUCUAGAGGCUCAUUUUGAAACGUCAGGCUCUUUACACGGUCUGUGGAACAUCAGCAGAUUAGAAACUUUCGCAGUGAAACUGCUGCAGCCUGUAUUUCUUAAACCUAGUUUCCUACUAGAUUGGAAAUCAUGCGUCACAGUUCACCGCGCAGCCGGCGGAAGGCCAAAACUCCCAGUCGUCGUGACCCACCUCCAUCUCCCACAGCAUCAUUCUCUUCAACACCAAGAAAAAGUGGUUUUUCUGGGAUUCCUCUUGUGUCUCCCAAGAAAAGGAGGUACAGACCUGGAACCAGAGCCUUGAUGGAGAUUCGUAAGUACCAGAAGAGUACCGAUCUUCUGCUCAGGAAAGCACCAUUCGCUCGCUUGGUUCACGAGGUGUGCCAGAGUUAUAGCAGAGGCAAUUUGCGGUGGCAGGUCUUCGCUCUUCUUGCCCUGCAGGAGGCAGCAGAGGCCUUCCUAGUCCUGCUGUUUUCAGAUGCCAACCUGUGUGCCAUUCAUGCUAAGAGGGUCACUGUGUUUCCUCGGGACAUUCAGCUGGCCAGGAGGAUCCGUGGAGUGGAUCGUCUGUAAAAUUCUCACAAUGACCCAAAGAACCCCAGCUACAGGAAAUACCUUUUAGUAAUAUUAACAAUUCAGUUAGAGACCAAGAAUCUGUUUUUUCUGUGACGUGUUCAUGAAUCUGGUUUCUUUUAACAAUUUCACCCAUUGGAAUGAUGUUGGCAAGAAAGAUGUGGAAAACCAGUCUUUGUCAGGCCACUGUGUUUUUUUAAUAUCAUUAUUUUACUGUUUGCUGUAGUAUUACUAUGUACAUAUUGUAUCAGCUGAAGUAAAGAAAAUGUAUUCUUUUUCUGUACAUGUUCUCUAUUGUAUGUUAAUGUAAAACUUUAAACAAAUAUAAUUUUGAGGCCAUUUUUUAUGUUCUGAUUUAAAAAUAAAAAUGAUGAAAUUUUGUUUUUUACUAUUAAUACAGUUUAAUUUUGUAAUUUUAACAAUGAAUCAUCUCAUUGUGCUUGAAUAUUG
This is a messenger RNA of Nothobranchius furzeri (turquoise killifish), 1065 nucleotides long. RefSeq names its product histone H3-like centromeric protein A. Gene Ontology annotation, cellular component: nucleosome. Lineage: Eukaryota; Metazoa; Chordata; Actinopteri; Cyprinodontiformes; Nothobranchiidae. Gene Ontology annotation, molecular function: DNA binding; structural constituent of chromatin; protein heterodimerization activity. The record is from RefSeq and is a predicted model, not a curated record.